Messenger RNA from Austrofundulus limnaeus, 4760 nucleotides. It is a transcript of the gene ptk2bb, whose product is annotated as protein tyrosine kinase 2 beta, b. Gene Ontology annotation, biological process: signal complex assembly; protein phosphorylation. NCBI's taxonomy places the organism in Eukaryota, Metazoa, Chordata, Actinopteri, Cyprinodontiformes, Rivulidae. The transcript is spliced from 30 exons. Gene Ontology annotation, molecular function: ATP binding; protein tyrosine kinase activity. The record is from RefSeq and is a predicted model, not a curated record. Bases 237 to 3455 code for a protein of 1072 amino acids. Gene Ontology annotation, cellular component: cytoskeleton; focal adhesion.
CACCAGCACACAGAACACUCCCACACCGUCCUGCUGGGGAAUUUAUGGCCUCAGGCUAACAGAACACAACCUAACAGGGGUGGGAAAAAAAAAGCCCUGAGAGAAACUAACACAACCCGACAGCGGACUAACAUCAUGGAGUUUCUUUUAUGAUACUAAGAGGGCAUUUUUCUCCUGAGCAGCAUUGUCAGGUUAAAGGAUGAUGUGGAUAUGAUGACACCGACCCAGCUGUGACGAUGUACGAGGUGAUGUCCGGGGACACCCUGGCCUGGAAGGUGCCCGCUCCAAAGCAAAGUGACCCAGAGCCCAGCACUGAGGCCCAGCUGCCAGGAGAAGGAGGGCCAGUAAAAAUCCUCAAAGUCUGCUUCUGCAUCAACAACAACCUGGGAAAAAACUUCAAACUGGUCAAAUGUGACAGCUCCUGGAAAAUCAAGGCCAUCAUUCACUCCAUCCUGGCCAGCGGUCGGUUGGGUCCAAACAUUGAAUUUGAAGGAUGCUACGGUCUCAUGUUGAAGCACUUAAAGUCAGAAGAACUUCACUGGCUCCAUCCAGACCUGACCGUCGGUGAGGUAGAGCAGCGCUACGAGAGCCUUCAUGUGGAGGCUGAGUGGAGGUAUGACCUCAGAAUCAGAUACAUUCCAGUUAAUUUCCUGGAAAAAUUUAAAAAGGACAGAUCCACAUUUCUCUAUUUUUACCAACAGGUACGGAGCGACUACAUGCAAUAUCACGCAAGUAAAGUCAGUGAUGGGAUGGCGCUCCAGCUCGGCUGUUUGGAGCUCAGGAGGUUCUAUAAAGACAUGAAUGCGAAAGGCCUUGAAAAGAAAUCCAACUUUGAGCUCUUAGAAAAAGAAGUGGGUCUAGACCUGUUCUUCCCUCAGCAGCUAAUGAACAGCAUGAAGCCUAAGCAGCUACGGAAGAUGAUCCAACAAACGUUUCAACAGUACGCAGCACUCAAAGAGGACGACUGCAUGAUUAAGUUUUUUGAAACCCUCAAAACCUUUAGCAGCUAUGAUGAGGAGGUCUUCCGUUGCGAACUGGUGCAAAGUUGGAGUCUUUCAGUGGAGCUGGUGAUUGGAGGAAGAGGCAUCCGUCAGCGCACUCAGAAGGAUGCGGCAGCUGUGUUCCUAGCAGACUUCAAACAGAUAAAGAAAAUUCAGUGCCUACCACAGAGCGACACCAAGGCGCUUUUGAACAUCGACAUCGAGGGGGCCAAACAGCGUUUAUCGAUCAGUGUGGCCUCGGUGCCCGUGGCAGAAAAUAUGAUGGAUCUGAUUGACGGAUACUGUCGCCUGGAAAACGACACAGAGGACAGUAUUAUCUACAGACCUAAUAAAGAUCCUAAGAGUGCACGGAUUUCCCUCCCUGACAUCCCUAUAAGCAAAGACAACUCUUCAUCCCGACAUAGUAUGGGAUCUGAUAUCUACUGUGAGAUUCUUGAUGAGAGGCCCAAAUCAGCUGUGAAGUAUGGGAUUGAUCGAAACAACAUUGUUCUGGGACGAAUUCUUGGGGCGGGCUUUUUUGGAGAAGUCUACGAGGGAGUGUACAAAAAAUCUAAAAGUGAGCGGAUUAACGUGGCGAUUAAGACCUGCAAGGACUGUUCAGCUGAAGUCAUGGAGAAAUUCAUGAGUGAAGCAGUUAUUAUGAAGACCCUGGACCACCCUCACAUCGUCAAACUGAUUGGAAUCAUAGAGCAGGAUCCAGUGUGGAUCGUCAUGGAGCUCUAUCAGUACGGAGAGCUUGGAAACUACCUGACCCAGAACCAGAACAAGCUGACAAACACAACUCUGGUUCUGUUCAGCCUACAGAUCUGCAAAGCCCUCGUCUACCUUGAAGGGGUCAGCGUGGUUCACAGAGACAUUGCAGUGCGGAACGUGUUGGUCGCCAGCCCCGAGUGUGUGAAGCUCGGGGAUUUUGGUCUGUCCAGAUACAUCGAGGCUGAGGAAUACUACAAAGCAUCCGUCACUCGUUUACCAAUCAAGUGGAUGGCCCCAGAAUCCAUCAACUUCAGACGUUUCACCACAUCGAGCGAUGUCUGGAUGUUUGCCGUGUGCGUGUGGGAGAUCAUGAGCCAGGGCCAGCAGCCGUUUUUCUGGCUGGAGAACAAAGACGUGAUCAACCAGCUGGAGCAGGGCAUCCGGCUGCCCAAACCGGACAACUGCCCCCCUGCUCUGUACUCGCUCAUGACCCGCUGCUGGUCCUACGACCCCAGAGAGAGGCCCAGUUUCACGGAGCUUGUGGUCAAAAUCAGUGACGUCCACAAGAUGGAGAAGGAGCAAGAAGCACAGAGAGAAAUGGACAGAGCACGCUCCACCAAAUUGUUUGAGCCGAAGGUCAACUUUUCAGACCCUCCUCCCAAACCGUCACGAUUGAUGCCAGGGCGGUUUGGGAACACGCUCAGCAUCGGGCUACACAUCCAGCUGAAUGAGGCUCUGUGUGCCAGCUCCCCGGACCUGGCCAGUCCGUCUGAAUAUCAGUCCCCCGUCGACUCCAGAAACACUCUUGCACUUCCUGUUCGAUCCCCUCGACGUCGCAGCAUGGGGGAGAGCGAAUUCAUGCGAGUGGAACCGAACAGCAUGGAGGACGCCCAGCGGCUGUGGCAGAAGGAGCGUCAGUUCAUGCAGGACACGCUGCGGCAGCAGAAAGAGCAGAUGAUGGAGGAUAAGAAGUGGCUGGAGCAGGAGGAGAGACUCCUGGUGGGGAACAGAGCAUCGCUAACCUUUGUCAACCCCCUCUCCUUGUGUGUGUGUCCCUCUGCUGACGAGCUCAGUGCUACCCUGGAGGCUAAGCAGAUCGGCGCACCUUUAAACAGCACAGACCCACUUGUUCACCCCAGGCACCCCGCUAGCUUUAUAAUGAAUGUUCCCCCGAUGACAGUUCCAAAGGGAAGCUCUGUGAUCUGUAAAGUGAACCUGCCUGUUCUUUUGCAGGACCCCAUGGCGCCGGAGGAUGUUGAGGUUACAGCGCCACCUGAAGCUGACAGUGAGCCUGCACCACCCGAGAAACCUCCACGACUAAAAGCCCAGGCUGCACCCACGGCUGAGCUGGACCGCACCGAUGACAAAGUCUACGACACCGUCAUGGACCUGGUCAAAGUUGUUGUUCAGCUCAAGAACGACAUCACUGAGCUGCAACCGGAACAAUAUAUCACCAUUGUCAAGUCUGUCGGGAUGGCCUUAAGAGAUCUGAUUCGCAGCGUGGACGAUGUGCUGCCCACUUUACACGAGUCUAACAAGACCGAGAUCGAAGGCACCCAGAAGCUGCUCAACAACGACAUGGCAGAGCUGAUCAGUAAAAUGCGUCUGGCCCAGCAGAACGCCAUCACGUCUUUAAAGGAAGAGUGCAAGAAACAGAUGUUGGCUGCAGCGCACACUCUGGCCAUGGACAGCAAGAACAUGCUGGAUGCUGUGGAUCAAGCCCGAGUCAGGGCUAAUUUGGCUAAACCAGCCUCUCAAUGAGUGCCUGCCUUCAGUCAGGUGUUCUUGUGGGAGUAAAACUAAUCCCAACCAAACCUUUGGUUUUUAAACAACCAUCAUCUUGUAAAUGAAUGUUUAGUUUUAUCGUGCUGCUUCUGUGUAAACAUCAGACAUCGAUGUUUAGGACUCAAAAUUAUGCCACGUUUUUGUAUUUAGAUGGCGGUCAUUUCCAAAAAAAAACUUUCAAUGUUUCAGUGAUUAGAAAAUUAAACAUCUUUGUUUGUACUUGAUGUAUCCUGAGGCAGUUAUGUUCUGAGAAUGUUGUGCACAUAAAGACAGAAGGGUUUACAUUUGUAGCUCUGCUGCUGGUAAAAUGUAAAGAGGAGUCAUUAUCUAAAUGAAUUAGAAAAAUUAAAAGUGGAGUUGUGAUGUAACUAGGGUUGUACAAAAUUGUACCUUGUGCAAUUAUUCAGCAGUAAAACUCACCGAUUAAUAUUUGGCCCUUCAUGAUUACUGCGAGUAAUGACUUAUACAAGUCGUUGCGGCAAGAAACUAACAUCAAGGUUAACGUGGCAUUUACAUGAAUGCGAACAUGAAGCUAAUGCUAACAUUGAGCUAACACUAAGCUAAUGCUAACCAAGUAUCCAUGAUUCACUCAGUCAUUCUGUCCCUGCAGCAAAAUAAGAGCUAGGAAGCAAUAACGUGGAGUGGAUGUUAAAAUGAAGAAGUUAAUUUGAUUAAUGAUUUGUAAUUAUCAUUUCGUAACAGGGCGACCGAUUUAGUGACAAAAACAUGAAGUGCGAUUGUCAUCUAUUAAUCGUCAUAAUAAUCGUUUUUGUCUAAAAGCCACAAUUGUUUGUAAUGAUUUUUUUGCCAACAUUGCCCAACCCUAUGUAACCACUUCUUAAAACUCCUUAUGUACAUUAUUUCAUUUUGUACAUUGGUUAACAGUAAUAUUAAGAAAUAAGUAAAAAUACAGAAAAAGGCGCUGCCUCAAUGUAAGCUUUUUACUUUCCUAUUUAAUUACAAGAUUUUGCUUUAAUGGUAACAUGGAUGAUGUUUAAGUGUCAUAGCUCCUUGUAUAAAGUGACAAAGUUGUUUGCUGGUGUAGAUUCUCAAUUCCCCCUGAUGCAAUAAUCCUAUAUUUAAUCUAAGAUGACCAAACUUCUUUUUUUUUAAUUAAGAAAGCUCCUGGAAUAAGAAGUGAUUGGUCUUCAGGGGUCGAAAGAAACAUCCAGCUGAUUUAAUUUAUAACAAUAAAUUGACAGUAGUAAUUUGUUCCAGAUGAUUAAGAUGGGUUGAUAAUAAAUAUUUAUUUUGCAUAAAUAAAAGAUAAGACACCCCUUA